AUGGCUCCCGCAAUUGACCCCCCGCAAACCGUCGAAUGGCAGGGCAAGAGAGUCCCCGUCUGGUCGAUGCAGACAAUCGACUAUGGAAUGCUGCUCUCACAGGAUCCCGCUGAAGUGGACAAGGUGCUCAAGGCGUGUCUUGAGGAGGGGUACUUCUACCUCGACCUUCAGAGCAUCGACGGCCGCCGAAUGCUCGCUGACCAGCAGGAGACUCUGAAGCUCAUGCACCGCUUCUUCGAGGCGCCGAUUGAGGAAAAGAAUGAAUUCGGGCUGAUUUCCUCGCAUCUUGGCUAUGAGCCGGUGGGCAGCCGCACGGGUGCCUUUGGCGCCGGCACUAAAGACGGAUAUGAGAUGCUGAAGGUGUCGAGAGAUGAAAUUCAGAGGGGUAGUCCCAAGGUGCCGGCCCCGAUCAAGAACAGCGGCGAUUUGCAGGUGUUGGAGAAUGCCAUCGGCAGCUGCAACACUAUUACCAAGGUCAUUCUCUCGGCUCUCUCCACCGGUAUGAACCUGACUGGAGCCUCGCGCUUUGAGAACUCUCACCGCAAUGACCGCCCGUCGACCACCACACUAUCCAUGAUGCACUACCUCCCUUCGGAUGUGACUGGCAACAAGAAAAUCGGCCACCAGAAACACACCGACAUCAGCUCUCUGACACUGCUCUUCAGCGAGCAGUGGGGCCUCCAGAUCCGCCCCCCAGGCACGUGCGGUGCCCGCGAGAUGGGCUUCGUUGCCCCGAAGCCGGGCUGCGCUUUCGUCCACGUUGGCGACUCCCUGCGUUUCGCGAGUGGAAUGAAGAUGCAAUCGUGCAUUCACCGCGUCGUGCCAUUUAACCCGUCCGAGCACCGCUACUCGAUCGCCUACUUCCUCAGGGCCGAGGACGACACCAUGUUCAUGGACAGCGAGGGCCGGUACGUGACAGCCGGGCAGUGGCACGACGAGAAGUUCAAGGCGUUCACCGACCCGUGGCAGUGGCAGGCUAUGGCGCCCAAGUCGAUGAUUCUGGGAGGCAUGAAGGAGGCCGGAGAGGAUGACCCUACGGGUGAGCCUGCUUUUGUGUCGGCCCCUGCCGUGUCGAAGGAGGAAGUCAAGGAGAUCGCCGUCCAGGCGUAA
This is a messenger RNA of Trematosphaeria pertusa, 1110 nucleotides long. RefSeq names its product Clavaminate synthase-like protein. The record is from RefSeq and is a predicted model, not a curated record. The coding region runs from base 1 to 1110 and encodes 369 amino acids. NCBI's taxonomy places the organism in Eukaryota, Fungi, Ascomycota, Dothideomycetes, Pleosporales, Trematosphaeriaceae. Gene Ontology annotation, molecular function: dioxygenase activity. The transcript is spliced from 2 exons.